This is a messenger RNA of Helianthus annuus (common sunflower), 1087 nucleotides long. RefSeq lists its product as uncharacterized. Bases 237 to 815 code for a protein of 192 amino acids. The transcript is spliced from 2 exons. NCBI's taxonomy places the organism in Eukaryota, Viridiplantae, Streptophyta, Magnoliopsida, Asterales, Asteraceae. The record is from RefSeq and is a predicted model, not a curated record.
AAAAAGAUAUUAUUUCUUUAGACGAAUUCAGAGCAAUCUGGUCAAAGGCUAGAGCCAUAAGCCAAGACGAUUUCGAGUUCGAACAUAUUUACACAGAAGACAAGGCUACUAAAAGUCUUAUUAUCUUUUGUCCAGGUGCAAACCCAGAACUAGUUUCUCUAGCAUUCUCCGCUGGAUUAGCAAAGUUCAUCUACCCUUCUCCUAAUUUACUUGAAAUAAGUAAUUUAUCUGAAGGAAUGAAGAAAGCCAUCAAGAAUUUUCGAAAGAAAAUUGCUGCUGCAAGAGAUGCAAACAUCUUCAUCAAGUGUACUUCUACACUCCCUGACUGGUACCAAGGAAAAACCUUUCCAAGCUACCACCAUUUAGAAAUUGGCAUAGCCAAAGCAAGAACGGUCAAUCCUUCAAGAGUGAUAAAAGAAGACUAUGAAGACUAUGAAAAAUGGUUACAUAUCAGGACCAAAGGAUUUUUACAAAUCCUAGAAAACCUACAGAAAAUUAAAGUAGGAAGCUUUAACAAAGUAAAUUAUUGCAGCACUAACUGCAUAAUUACUAGCUAUAGUGGAACUCCUCUACCACUACAUGAAAAAGAAGCUUUAGAAAGGAUGGAGCAACGCAUCAUCUUCAAUAAAGUAGAAGCAGGCCCAGCCACUAAAGAACAACUUUGUCAAAAGUUGCAACGCACCUUUGAGAACCAUCAGUGCGAAUACUGCAAAGCAUCUUCUUCAGAAGAAAACAAAAACCCCACUGAAAAAGACAGCUACUUUUCAGAUGAGGACACUCGAGAACUGGACCCAACACAUGGGUACAUCGAUUGAAAAAACGUCAUCCAUGACGAUUGAUUAAGGGCUAUAAUGGUCUUUUGUAAAAUUCACUUCUAUUAUAUAAAGAAGUUGAAUUCCUUUAGUUUAGACAUCGAAUCCAAUCCCCAUCCCCUUCUCUCGUAUCAUUUUCCUUUUCCAACUUUUCCUUUGUAAACUAGUAUGAGUGUUAGUGAGUAAUCUCCUUGCUAAAGGAGAAUAUUAUGUAAAUAUCAAGAAGUUCUUCCUUAGGGAAGAACAGUUACGAAUAAAUAUCAGUUUCCUUUUUA